UUCUUAAUUCUGGAACCUCCUACAAAUGAUGCUCAAACAUGCUGUUUUAGCAGGCAGCUCCGUAGAUUUUGAGACGCAGCCUAUCACUCCUUCGUCAAUGGAGAAAGCGGGGAUUUAGCAAGGCCACGUUGUUUUUAUAACUUUAAGUAUAUUGUUGUUAAAUAGAGGAAUUUUAAUGUCAGUCGCAAACGCAAAAAAGACGAUUCUCAAUCCGACUGUCCCCUUCACUGAGAUUAUACCGGGUGGUCUUCACCCAGGAGAGAUGAUUGUUAUACAAGGAUGUGUUCAUAAUGAUGCUGACAGGUUUCAGUUUGAUUUGACAUGUGGCUGCAGCACAAAGCCACGGGCGGAUGUUGCCUUUCACUUCAAUCCCCGCUUCAGCAGCUCUCCGCAGAUCGUGUGCAACACUUUACAACGCGAAAACUGGGGAAGAGAAGAAAAUAUGGACCUCAUGCCUUUUAAAAAAGGAGCAUCAUUUGAGACCAUUAUCUUGGUACUUCGUGAUGUUUUCAAAGUAGCAGUAAAUGGUGUUCACAUUUUGGAGUAUGAACACAGAAUUCCUCUUGAGAUGGUCGACACAUUUUCAGUCUCUGGAAAAGUAGAACUGCAUGCCAUUGGCUUUAUCCCUGACUCAGCAAUAUUUUCAAAAUCAGGUGACCAAAGCAUACCUUACAUGGGCAGUUUACUUAGAGGAGUCAUUCCAGGGCAGCAUAUAACAAUCAAAGGGCAUGUCAGCUUAUUCCCUCACAGUUUCACUGUUAACCUGAGGUGCAGCCAAUCAAACAACAUCGCCCUGCACCUUAACUCACACAUCAAAUCUGGCAUGCUUAUCAGGAACUCUUUUCUCAGCCAGUCAUGGGGCCCAGAGGAGCGAGAACUGCCAUACUUUCCCUUUUCAGCUGGAAACUACUUUGAGAUGAUCAUCCUAUGUCAGCUUCAUCAGUUUAAGAUAGCAAUUAACGGAUCCCACCUGCUGGAUUACAAGCACAGAGUGCAGGACUUGAGCUCCAUUGAUCAGCUGGAGAUUCUGGGAGACGUGGAACUGCAGAACGUUCAAUUGUGGUGAGAUAUCAAACAACAGAAGGAUAUUUAGGUUCUUCCUCACUUUUCUUUCCAGUGUUCCUCAGCCAUGCACUGUUUUAAAGAACACAUGGUUCUGUUAUGAUGUCUUAAGUCUAAACAGAUGCACAUCACAAUGUACGAUGUAUGUAACAAAUGUAAUAGGUUAACUAUAUUUUUACAAUCAGCCAUCACUUAACAUGAAGGGCUUUUUUCAAUGACAACCCACUUUUUUUCUAAUCCAAGUUUGGCCUCUUCGCGCAAUGAAAACAAGGAAGACUACUAAAACUGAAAACAAAAAUUUGCUAAUUUGUUUGCUUGAUUGCUCUAGCAGUACUUAAUAGCAGAGAAUACAGUGAGAUGCAUUCUAGGUUUACAUAAUUGAAUUUAACUUGAUUUUUCUUAGAUUAGCUCAACUGACUUCAAAUCUCAAAAAAUAAUGAUAACAUGUUCAUCUAUAUGCAUCUCUUGGUAGUAAUUAUAUUUCCUUAGAAAUCUGUGACAAGGACAUGUUGGUAAAAUGUUUGGAAAAAUUGAUGAGUACAGUGGAUAAUGCUAAUUAUUUUCUCAGAACUAAAUUUAAUAGUUUUAGCCUUUUUUUAAACAGAUGUAUCAUACAGGUGUAGUUUAUAACAUUAGUGAAACAUGCCUUUAGUAAAUGUAUGACUACUAAAGUAUGCAAAUACUUCCUGUUUUUAUUUUGUUUAGUUUAUCUAUUGUUUUAUAAUUUAUAACCUAACAAACAUCCAAUGUUUGUUUUGAAAAGUGUAAUGAAAUGACAUUCAUGUAUUAAAUGUCGCUCAAAUGCCACAAAAUAUUUAUUGUGUGAUUAU
Molecule: messenger RNA, 1892 nt
Organism: Ctenopharyngodon idella (grass carp)
Lineage: Eukaryota; Metazoa; Chordata; Actinopteri; Cypriniformes; Xenocyprididae
Gene: lgals8b
Product: galectin 8b
Exons: 8
Coding region: 176-1066 (296 amino acids)
Molecular function (GO): carbohydrate binding
Source: RefSeq, a predicted model, not a curated record